GUGUCUAUAAGGUAACCACACAUUGAGAGGACAUACACCACACCCACACAACUACACCCACACACAAACAAUGAGGACCUACGCUAGUCUAACGAUGCAAAUAGUGACGGCGGCACUGAUUAUAUUGAAACGCGAAGAAAUACACAAACAGACGGCCAGCCGUGACAAAUGGUUGGACUCAUACGACUACAUUGUAGUCGGUUCGGGAUCGGCCGGUGCCGUAGUGGCCAAUCGUUUGAGCGAAAAUCCUAAAAUCCAAGUUCUACUACUGGAGGCGGGCGGUCCCCAAAGUGUCGUUACCGAUAUACCCGAAAAUUAUAUACAAAAUUUGAACACCGAAUACGAUUGGGGCUACAAAAAUGUCCGCCAACCGGACGUUGGACUGGCCUUCCGUGAUCAGCAAAUACCGCAAAAUCGGGGCAAAGUAUUGGGCGGUUCCUCGACAUUGAAUGCCGUAAUCUUCAAUCGGGGCAAUCGUAAAGACUAUGAUAAUUGGGCAAAAAACUACGGGGCCUCGGGCUGGAGCUAUAAGGAAGUGUUGCCGUAUUUCGUGAAAUACGAAAACAAUACCGAUCCCCAGAUUGUGGCCGACAGUCCCGGCUAUCACGGAACCCAGGGUCCCGUACAGAUCAAAUCGUGGCCAUCGCCCGAACCGAUAAUGCUGUUGCAUCAGAAAGCCCUGAAUGAAUUGGGCCACAAGUCUACCGAUAUCAAUGGUCCGCAACAAGUGGGUACCAGUUUGAUGCAAACUUUUCAGCGACUGGACGGUAUGCGGUCGAGUACUGCCAACUCAUACCUGGAUCCCAAUCCCUAUCCAAAUAAUUUGCAUAUAGUUACGGGUGCGUUGGCCACUAAAAUAUUGUUCGGUGCGGUCAAGGGCUUAGAGGCCGAGGUAGUUGAGUUUCAUCGGGCGGGUAAACUUCAUCGGGUUAAGGCCCGACGCGAGAUUAUUGUCAGCGCCGGAUCGGUAAAUACACCGCAACUGUUGAUGCUGUCGGGUAUCGGACCCAAAAAACAUCUGAAAGACAUGGGUAUACCCGUCAAAGCCGACUUACCGGUCGGCGAAUUCCUUAAAGAUCAUCCGUCUCUCAGUCUGAAUACAUUGGUCAGAGAUGAACGUACAGUCAAUCCCGCCGGCGAACUAACCAUCCGACAGUUGCACCAGUUUUUCAAUAACGCUUCGGGACCACUGACCGAGUUUUUCCAUUCAAUUACAUACCUGAGCACCAAAUACAACGACGACAAAGAGUUUCCCGACGUAGCCUUCGAGACGAUAGUACAACGAUUCCCGGAGAGCCUGGAGGUGACAGUAGUCAAUGAGUACGAGGACAGGGCUAAAUGGGACAAAUAUUACGAGCCGUUUCUCGGAAAUUACUAUCUGUUUAUUCAGCCAAUACUCAAACGUGUCAAAAGUUACGGUACCGUCCGAUUGGUAUCCGCCGAUCCGUUUGACUAUCCGCUUAUUGAUCCCCGAUUUUUGUCGGACAAACGUGACUACCAGACCUUCUACGAGAUAACCAAAUAUGUACUGGAAUUUAUCGAACGUUCCUCGUUUAGUAAAUCGGUUGUCCCAUUGAAACCGAUACCCGGUUGCAGUUUUUGUCGACUAAAAAGUGCCCACAACUGUGACACAUAUAUCCGAUGUUUGAUUAGACAGAUAACCCGGACUGGGUAUCAUCCGGUGGGUACCACCCGAAUGGGUUCGCUUGAAAGAGACGAUGUGGUGGUCGAUCCGCGACUUAGGGUCAAAGGUGUCAAUCGGUUACGUGUUUGCGAUGCCUCCAUAAUGCCCGAACUGGUCAACGGUAAUACUAAUGCGGCAUCGAUUAUGAUCGGCGAAAAGUGUGCCGAUCUGGUCAAAGAGGACGCCGGCGGCGGACAGUAUAAGGACGAUAAGGGAAACGGUAGACAAUGGGAACGGGAGGGCAAUGAUGGUGAUGAACGGGAUAAUUAUAAAAAACCGUACGCCGAUAGACGGCCGAAAAAUAAUCGGUACAACGAUGAUGACAAUGAUGGUUACGAUAAUGAUCGGCGCCGCCCGGCCGGUGGUGGGGAUGAUGAUGGUAGGGUACGGUACCCCAGACCUGGCCAGCGAUACCCGACCCGUGGUUGAGAAACAAAAAAUUUGUUUUAAUUGAAUUUUAAUCGAUUAAUCUUAUAGUUUAGUCAAUAUAGAUAUAUAAAUAUA
This is a messenger RNA of Oppia nitens, 2188 nucleotides long. RefSeq names its product L-sorbose 1-dehydrogenase-like. The coding region runs from base 71 to 2113 and encodes 680 amino acids. The transcript has 3 exons. The record is from RefSeq and is a predicted model, not a curated record. Gene Ontology annotation, molecular function: oxidoreductase activity, acting on CH-OH group of donors; flavin adenine dinucleotide binding. Lineage: Eukaryota; Metazoa; Arthropoda; Arachnida; Sarcoptiformes; Oppiidae.